Molecule: messenger RNA, 480 nt
Organism: Branchiostoma floridae (Florida lancelet)
Lineage: Eukaryota; Metazoa; Chordata; Leptocardii; Amphioxiformes; Branchiostomatidae
Exons: 4
Coding region: 34-480 (148 amino acids)
Source: RefSeq, a predicted model, not a curated record
CUGGAGUCCUCUGCCAGUUCCUACACGAUCAACAUGGCGGGUGAGGACCCGGGCGUGUUCUCGGUGGUCAUGACUAUUGAAGAUGCCUCUGGUGGCAACGAAGCUGGGAACAUCGAGAGGACACGUCGGUUCUACUUGUACGACGCAGAUUCCACCAUCACGGUUGACGACUCCGCUGGGCUAGCAGAGAACGGGGACAUGUGGAUCUCCACAACUGUGGCGGACACUGACUUCCUGUGGCAGACGAAUCUUGACCAACUUAUCACCGUGGAGUAUAUGGACCACUUCAUCCAACACACCCACCACAACGGCAAGUUCCUGAACGCCAUUGCUGAGUUCUUCGUACCCGUGCCACAAGCGAACGACGACGUCGACACCACGGAACGAUCUAGGCAGCCCAUCGUCAACCAAAAGGGAGUGGUAACCUUCGAGACAUUCGUGCAUGCCAUGUGUGGGGAGAACCGUGUGACUGAAAGCUGA